Molecule: messenger RNA, 1561 nt
Organism: Aspergillus saccharolyticus JOP 1030-1
Lineage: Eukaryota; Fungi; Ascomycota; Eurotiomycetes; Eurotiales; Aspergillaceae
Product: putative lipoate--protein ligase
Exons: 3
Coding region: 82-1449 (455 amino acids)
Biological process (GO): protein lipoylation
Cellular component (GO): mitochondrion; cytoplasm
Molecular function (GO): lipoyltransferase activity
Source: RefSeq, a predicted model, not a curated record
AUUCCCAAUCAUAAUAAUUAUCAUCAUCCUCCAUUGAAUUAAUUCAAUCUCAUGUGGUUCUCUCCUCCUGCAACUCGCUCAAUGCGCUACUCAAGGCGCUACCUCCCGUCAUCAACACUUUUCCAAUCACAACAAUGGCAAUAUAAGACAUCAGCCGCCUCAUUGCGGUGGAAUUCCUCCUUCACAGGCGACCAGUUUGCGCAGCUCGCCAGCCGAUCCUCCUCCAAGCACCAAAUCUACCAAUCGCUGUCCACAGAUCCCUACAUCAACCUUUCAAUUGAACACUUUCUCCUCCAGCAUGCGCCUGCCGAUUCUAAUAUUCUCUUUCUGUAUAUAAAUCGCCCCUGCGUCGUGAUCGGCCGCAACCAGAACCCUUGGCUCGAGACCAAUCUCCGCCUGCUACACAACGACCGAGCCACCAGGCCUUCCCCAAACAAUGAGAGUGAAACGGCGCCCCUCUAUGUCCGCCGUCGCUCCGGCGGGGGUGCUGUCUUCCACGACGAAGGGAAUCUCAACUACAGCGUCAUCUCCCCACGCGCGACGUUCACCCGGAACAAGCACGCCGAGAUGCUAGUGCGGGCCCUGCAUCGCAUUGGUGCGACCACAAUCAGCGUCAACGACCGCCACGACAUCGUGAUGCGGCUCGAGAACUCCGGAGAGAGGCUUUUGGACUUGCAGCCACGCAAGAUCUCUGGAUCCGCUUUUAAACUCACCCGGGAGCGCGCGCUGCAUCACGGAACCUGUCUUCUGGAUUCUCCCAACAUCGACCGGCUGGGCUCAUUCCUGCGCUCGCCGGCGAGGGAGUAUAUGAUUUCAAAGGGUGUGGAUAGUGUGCGGUCUCCCGUUACAAAUGUAUCAUCCGCCUUGAAGAAUGCACCAGUCUCGUUCGAAAUCCAGGAUGCUAUCGCCGGAGUCAUGGACGAGUUUGCUGGGCUGUACGGGACGUGCUCGGAUGCUGUGCGUCGGGCGCAGAGAGCGCACAUUAUGGACGAGUCGGAACUGUAUGCAGGAGAAGACUGGGUAGUCGGGACUGUGGGGGCGGAGCAGGGGUACGGAGAAGCGGAGAUCGUGAAGGGGCUUGAAGAGAUGAAGUCCCUCGAGUGGAAAUACUGCCAGACACCCCGCUUUAUCUUUUCGACCUACCCAGUAGAAGGCGAGGAUCCGCGGGAACGCCCUCCAUUGCCGGCAUCUCUGCCGCCGUCUACUCGCGUCUUUCUUCGCCUCAAACACGGAGCCAUCGUUGAAAGUCACAUCUCAACUUCCUCGGAUGCCGCUGUCGCCUCAGAGCAGGCUAGCCGCGUGCAGGAGACGCUGAGGGACCGUAAACUACACGAAAUCCAACCGGAUCAAUGGGUGCAUAUCCUUUCAACCCAUUUAGGUGCAGAAGAGGAACCGGCCACUAUCCAGGGCCUUUCAGACUUCGUUACCGAGAAAUUAGGGUGGGUCUAGAUAUGGAUAGUCUUGUACUCGGUACAAUGAUGUACAGUAGUUAUACGGUAAAGCAUAGUUGUAUUUUAGCGAUUGCAUGGGAGAGGCGUCAGUCUAGACAAUUUGAUCGUGG